UUUGCCAAGACGGCGGAAAUUUUGUGGCAACUUAUUUUCGUAUUGAGAAAUGAAUGCUUUUUCUGCUAGCUUAAAAGAACAUAUCCGAGAUCUAUACUUCAUAUGAUUAUGGAGGACGUUCCUGACAGUCAAUUCAACCCGUGGGUCGAUGAUGAUAAGGCGCUAGGUACAAUAAGCAGCGUUUUGAAAAUUGCCGAGAGAACUGGCCACAUCAAAGGCUUGAAAGAUGCUUGCAUCCCUGAUGAUGAUGUAUCCAGGAGGAGACUCUACUCAGAAGUUUCUUCUCUUAAAUUUAUCACCUUGCUGAGAGAAAUUUCAAAAACCCAGAAACAGCUGGAUAAGGCUAAUCUAGAAAUUCAAUGUCGGUUUCAAGAUAAAGAAACUAGAGAUGUUACACACAUGGACACACUUGAGAAGAGGUCUGCAGACAUCACCAAGCUGUGCACUCAUCUCCAGUCCAUUGUCAACAAUAAAAGUCAUUUAAUAGGAAGACUACAGCAGCCAUUUGUUGGGGAUUACCUUAAAAUUGAAGCAACGUAUCACAGGUAUGUUAGCCAGGUGUUUCCUAUGCUGGCUCCCAUACUGGCAGAGUUGACCAAUCAACUGGACAACAUAGAAUGGGCAAAGAAAGUAGACAUUGGAGAUGGACAGCUGGAGACUGUCCUUACAGAUAUAUCCUCUGCCUUGGCAUCCUUACAGACAAGUUUCCAGUCAGUUUGUCAACUAAGAGACUCUAUCAGCCACCUACACUCACAAAGCAUGGCAGAUGACUCUUGACCAGUUAUAAGUUUAGUUUUCAGUCUUUCAGCUACUACAAAUUUCUCUGUUGAGUCACCCAACCGAGAACGCUGAAACUGUUCUAAAAAUUCAUUUAAGAAAUAUUUUUCCAGUACUGUUGGGUGGUUGUUGUGAAAACUAAUAUGAACUGGAACUACCAAGGGGAGCACCUCUGCAUACUGAGAGCAGAAUUUAUUUCUUCAGACUGUUAUGCUGACAAGCACUGAAACAUGCUCUGUAAAUAAGUUUAUAAAAUGUAUAUUUUGUCCAUAAAAGGGUUGAUCUUGAAUCAAUAAUAAUUUGAAGUGGUACCAUAAUAUUUUCUGAUCCUGUGUGUUU
Lingula anatina is the source of this 1116-nucleotide messenger RNA. RefSeq lists its product as uncharacterized. Gene Ontology annotation, biological process: centrosome cycle; spindle assembly; microtubule nucleation. Gene Ontology annotation, cellular component: mitotic spindle microtubule; centrosome; HAUS complex. NCBI's taxonomy places the organism in Eukaryota, Metazoa, Brachiopoda, Lingulata, Lingulida, Lingulidae. The record is from RefSeq and is a predicted model, not a curated record.